AUGGAAAUGCGCAUGCUCACAACUGAACGUAUUCCUUUUUCGACUUUGGUUCUCCGGGAUGGUACCGUGUACUUCAGUGUCCUCUUGCUACUUAAUAUUGCAGACAUAAUAUUAUUCUCUUCUGGGAUUUUUCAGAACUUAUCAGCAUUCAAUCUCCUGCUCACCCCACUUUUAUUGUCACAAUUCUUGCUCAAUCUACGCGAAGCAAGCACCGGAUGCAGCACUGAUACUGACCAAUGUCAGAUGUCAUCCCUCAAUAUCUUGGGAAACCUAGGAGCAUCGCUCAAUUAUACUUCGGCUUUCCAAGAGGAUGAGCAAAGGGACGGGGAAGCUGACGAAAUUCAAGAUGAAUCACCUGCCGCGGUAGAGGGUCUUCCUAUCGAAACUGAUCCACAGGCGAAACAGCAGGAGGCAUAA
Fibroporia radiculosa is the source of this 417-nucleotide messenger RNA. RefSeq lists its product as uncharacterized. The record is from RefSeq and is a predicted model, not a curated record. The transcript is spliced from 5 exons. The coding region runs from base 1 to 417 and encodes 138 amino acids. Lineage: Eukaryota; Fungi; Basidiomycota; Agaricomycetes; Polyporales; Fibroporiaceae.